AGCACGAAUCAAUAUGAGAAGCUUCCAGGUAACUUCAUUGCUGAAGGAAAAAGAAAAAAAAAGGCGGUUAUUUAAUAUUUGAAAGAUUUCCUUUACCAAACACACCACAGGCGCAUUCUAGAUUGCACAGUGGAAACGCAGAAAGACAAAAAUCACAACAUGGAGAACUACGACGCGAAGUUUCUAUGCACCUACGGAGGCGAGAUCAAACGCCGCCCUAACGAUACCAAGAUCUCCUACGUCGGUGGCCUCAACAAGAUCCUCUACGUUAACCGUGGAAUCGACUUCAUCGCCAUGCUCGCCGAACUUUCCGCCCUCUUUGACGUCGCCGGCAACAUCUGCUUCAAGUACCUACUCCCCAACGAUGAACUCGAUGCCCUCAUCUCCGUCACCGGUGACAACGACCUGAACAACAUGAUGCUCGAGUAUGAUAAUCUCUACAGAGAUUCCCCUAAAAUCGCUCGCAUAAGGCUCUUCGUCUUCCCUGGCAACCAUUUCAAUUUGGAUCGCAAUCCCGCUUCCACCGAAACCCUAAAAACCAAGAAGACAGUCAAACAAAACUCCAAAGUCAACGGCGACAGUUUAGUUGUUGUUCUUCCGCCUCCGCCAGUUGAUGUUAAAACAGAGCGGAUUGAUUGUUCUGAUCCGACCCGAUUUAAUAGCCUGUUAUCUGCUGCAAAGUAUGAUGUGUUUCUGAGCUUCAGAGGCGAAGACACACGCAACGGUUUCACUUCCCAUCUUUGUAAAGCUCUGUCGCGAAAGCAGGUAAAGACCUUCGUGGAUUUUACUGUUCAGAAGGGAAAUGAGAUCUCUGCUUCGAUCCACCAAGCAAUUGAAGAGUCGUUCGUAUCGGUGGUUGUGUUCUCGGAGAACUAUGCUUCUUCAAAGUGGUGCUUGGAAGAGCUUGUGAAAAUAAUGGAGUGCAGUAAAGAAAAUGGACUGGUUGCUGUUCCUGUGUUCUAUAAAAUAGAUCGAUCACAUGUGCGGAAGCAGCUUGGAAGUUACAGUGAAGCAUUAAAGAAGUUACAAAAUAAUAGCAUGAAGAAGGUUCAGAAAUGGAGGGAAGCUCUCACUGAAGCAGCAAAUUUAUCUGGGUGGGUCUCCAGCUCCUGCAGGGAUGAGUCUGAGCUCAUUCAAAAGAUUGUGAAAGACGUUUUGCAGAAGCUGAUUGAUCACAACCCACCGAAUGAUAUUAAAAGUUUUGUAGGUAUUGACGGAAAUCUUAAAGCUAUAGAUUCGUCGCUAAGAGAAGUCCUUGAAGUCCAAACAAGAAUGAUUGGAAUUUGGGGCAUGGGUGGGAUAGGAAAGACCACUCUAGCAAAAUUUGUAUUCGAGAAAUACUCUUAUCAGUAUGAAGGUUCCUGCUUCUUGGAAGAUGUUAGAGAAAGAUCAGAAAAAUAUGGACAUUCGCUAUAUGAAUUACGCAAUGAACUUUACUCAGAGUUGUUGCAGGAAAAUAAUUGCAAAGACAGCACAAGAAAAUCCACCAAUGCUAAGGAAAGGCUCCGCAGUCGAAGAAUUUUCAUAGUUCUUGAUGAUGUGAGUUGUUCAAAGCAAUUAAAAUACCUUGCUGGGGAGCAUCUAUGGUUUGGUGCAGGUAGUAAGAUCAUUGUCACAGCUACAGACAAGAGUGUAUUUGCUCAAUGGGAAGAUGAAGAAAUAUAUGAGAUGAAGGUGUUAAAUUCUGAGGACUCCCUUACAUUGUUUAGCUUGAAUGCAUUCAAUCAAGACCAUCCGAAAAUGGGAUAUGAAAAUCUAUCAUGGGAAGCAGUUAAAUAUUGUGAAGGUUUACCAUUAGCUUUGAAAGUGUUGGGUUCUUUUCUUCGUUCCAAGAGUGAAAUUGAAUGGGAUAGUGCAUUGCAAAACAUCAAAAAGAUUCCUGACGCACCAAUUCAAAAUGUAUUAAGGUUGACCUAUGAUGGAUUAAAUUAUGAGGAGAGAGAAAUUUUUCUAGACAUUGCAUGUUUUUUUAAGGGAUUCCUUAAAGAACAUGUAGUUAAUCUGUUAGAAAAUUGUGGCUUCGAUGCAGCUAAUGGCAUGAGGUCCCUUCAUGAUAAGUCUCUAAUAGCUAUAUCUGAUAAUUCUCUGAGGAUGCAUGACUUGAUCCAUGAAAUGGCUUUGGAAAUUGUUCGCAAAGAAUCUAUCAAAAAUCCUGAAUAUCGUAGCCGUUUGUGGGACUAUAAUGAUAUUAGGGAUGUUUUGGGAAACAACAAGGGAACCGAUGCAAUUGAAAGCAUAAUGUUAGAUAUGUCUCAUAUAGAUGAUCUACAGUUGAGUGCUGACACAUUCAAAAAGAUGUCUAGAUUAAGAUUGCUCAAAUUGUAUGACUCGUCAGAGAAGCAUGGUAAAUUAAGUAAUCUGCAGCUUCCUAUAGGGUUGAAGCCAUUAAGGUACUUUGAAUGGCAUGCGUACCCUUUGCCGACUCUGCCAUCAAACUUUUGUCCCGAGAAGCUUGUUACCCUCCGUAUUCAGAACAGUCAACUUGCAAGACUAUGGGAUGGAAAGCAGAAUCUUGUGGAUUUAGAGGAAGUAGAUCUAACUGGGUGCCAAAAGUUGGUAGAACUCCCAGAUCUCUCUAAAGCAAAAAAUCUUAAAAGUGUACAUCUGUCCAACUGUAGAAGUUUGGCCCAUGUCCAUCCAUCUAUUUUAUCACUUGGCAAGCUUGAGCUUUUGGAUCUAUUGAAUUGCAUUAAGCUUGAAAUGCUUGGAAACAAGAAGCAUUCAAGAUCUCUUAAGCACCUGUGCGUUGCU
This is a messenger RNA of Arachis duranensis, 2751 nucleotides long. RefSeq names its product disease resistance protein RPV1. The annotation marks the transcript as partial. Gene Ontology annotation, biological process: signal transduction; defense response. The record is from RefSeq and is a predicted model, not a curated record. Gene Ontology annotation, molecular function: protein binding; ADP binding. The transcript is spliced from 4 exons. Lineage: Eukaryota; Viridiplantae; Streptophyta; Magnoliopsida; Fabales; Fabaceae.